GAACACUGGUCCAAAGUCUUUCCAAAAGGUCAAGGUUCACAAGUGAUUGAGAACAACGUCUCAUAAACUUGUGCGUUCAACCUGAAAGGGCAUCCCCCAGACUGGAGCAGGCGCUUCAGGAAAUCAGCUCCCAGAACAUCUGAUCCAAUUCAUGACCAUGGGGGAUAUGAAGACCCCCGACUUUGACGACCUGCUGGCAGCGUUUGACAUCCCCGACAUGGUCGACCCGAAAGCAGCCAUCGAGUCUGCCCACGACGACCAGGAGAGCCACAUCAAGCAGGGUGCGCAGGCGGACGACGACGCGCACGCGCCGUCCUCCUCGGACGUGGGCGUCAGUGUCAUCGUGAAGAACGUCCGCAGCAUCGACGCCUCGGACGGUGCUGAGAAGGACGGCCACAACCCCCCCGGCAACGGCCUGCACAACGGCUUCCUGACGGCCUCCUCUCUCGACACGUACGGCAAGGAAGGAUCGAAGUCCCUGAAGGGAGACGUGCCUACCUCAGAGGUGACCUUAAAGGACUCGGCCUUCAGCCAGUUCAGCCCCAUCUCUAGCGCGGAGGAGUUUGACGACGACGAGAAGAUCGAGGUGGACGACCCCCCGGACAAGGAGGACCCGCGCGCGGGCUUCAGAGCGAACAUGCUGGCGGGCUCAGGCCCCCAGCAGGACUACGACAAGCUGAAGGCGCUCGGGGGAGAGGGUGUGAGCAAGGCUGGCGUCCCAGUGCCGGGCGGCCUUGAGAAAAGCAAAGUCGUCAAGAGGGAGACGGAGACAAAUUCUCUAAACCUGAGCGUUUACGAACCUUUCAAAGUCAGAAAGAUGGAGGAUAAGCUGAAGGAGAGCUCUGAAAAGGUGCUGGAGAACAGGGUCCACGAGGGGAAGCUGGGCUCCGAGAAGAACGAUGCUGGCCUUGGUGGCACGGCGGCAUCGCGGACCAAGCCGUCCUCCAAGCUCUCUUCCUGCAUCGCCGCGAUUGCGGCGCUCAGUGCAAAAAAGGCCGCCUCUGACUCCUCCAAAGAGCCGGCGACCAACUCCCGGGAGUCCUCUCCGUUACCGAAGGAUGUCAACGACAGCCCUCGAGCCACCGAGAAGUCUCCUGAACCCCAGAGCCUCAUCGACGGGACGAAGAAAGCAUCCCUGAAGCAGCCGGACAGUCCCCGGAGCGUUUCCAGCGAAAACAGUAGCAAGGGGUCACCAGCCUCCCCCGCGGGGUCGACACCAGCAAUCCCCAAAGUUCGCAUCAAGACCAUCAAGACGUCUUCCGGGGAGAUCAAGAGGACGGUGACGCGGGUGCUGCCUGAGGUGGAGCUCGAGGCGGGCAGGAAGCCCUCGGAGCAGGUGGGGCCCGUGGUGGCCUCGAUGACCUCGCUCCUGUCGUCCCCUGCCCCGGCCGCCGUGCUCGCCUCCCCGCCCCGGGCGCCCCUGCAGUCCGUGGUCGCCAACGCCGUGGCGCCAGCCGAGCUGACCCCCAAGCAGGUCACCAUCAAGCCCGUGGCGACCGCCUUCCUCCCGGUGUCGGCCGUGAAGACGGCUGGCUCCCAAGUCAUCAACCUGAAGCUGGCCAACAACACAACGGUCAAGGCCACGGUCAUCUCCGCCGCCUCCGUGCAGAGCGCCAGCAGCGCCAUCAUCAAAGCCGCCAACGCCAUCCAGCAGCAGACCGUGGUGGUGCCGGCCUCCAGCCUGGCCAACGCCAAACUCGUGCCAAAGACUGUGCACCUCGCCAACCUUAACCUCCUGCCUCAGGGCGCCCAGGCCACCUCCGAGCUCCGCCAGGUGUUGACGAAGCCGCAGCAGCAGAUCAAGCAGGCGAUAAUCAGUGCCGCGGCCUCGCAGCCGCCCAAGAAGGUGUCGCGGGUGCAGGUGGUGUCGUCCCUGCAGAGCUCCGUGGUGGAGGCUUUCAACAAGGUGCUGAGCAGCGUCAACCCAGUCCCAGUUUACGUCCCCAACCUCAGCCCCCCUGCCAACGCGGGCAUCACCUUGCCGACCCGCGGCUACAAGUGCUUGGAGUGCGGGGACUCCUUCGCCCUGGAGAAGAGUCUGAGCCAGCACUACGACAGGCGCAGCGUGCGCAUCGAAGUGACCUGCAACCACUGCACCAAGAACCUGGUGUUUUACAACAAGUGCAGCCUGCUGUCGCACGCCCGCGGGCACAAGGAGAAGGGCGUGGUGAUGCAGUGCUCGCACCUGAUCUUGAAGCCGGUGCCGGCGGAUCAGAUGAUUGUCUCCCCGUCAAGCAAUACCCCCGCCUCGUCGUCCAGCCUCCCCAGCUCCGCGGGAGCCGGCGCGCACACGGUCACCAAAAUCCAGCCUGGCAUCACCGGGACGGUCAUAUCGGCCCCUUCCAGCACGCCCAUCACCCCCGCCAUGCCCCUGGACGAAGACCCCUCCAAGCUCUGCAGGCACAGCCUCAAGUGUCUGGAGUGUAACGAAGUCUUCCAGGACGAGACGUCGCUGGCCACCCAUUUCCAGCAGGCUGCAGAUACGAGCGGACAAAAGACUUGCACGGUCUGCCAGAUGCUGCUCCCCAACCAGUGCAGUUACGCCUCCCACCAGCGGAUCCACCAGCACAAGUCCCCCUACACCUGCCCCGAGUGCGGCGCCAUCUGCAGGUCCGUGCACUUCCAGACCCACGUCACCAAGAACUGCCUGCACUACACGCGCAGAGUGGGUUUCCGGUGUGUGCAUUGCAAUGUUGUGUACUCUGACGUGGCCGCACUGAAGUCUCACAUUCAAGGCUCUCACUGUGAAGUCUUCUACAAGUGUCCUAUCUGCCCAAUGGCGUUUAAGUCUGCCCCAAGUACACACUCCCACGCCUACACGCAGCACCCUGGCAUCAAGAUAGGAGAACCAAAAAUAAUAUAUAAGUGUUCCAUGUGCGACACCGUAUUUACCCUGCAAACCCUGCUUUAUCGCCACUUUGACCAACACAUUGAAAACCAGAAGGUGUCCGUCUUCAAGUGUCCAGACUGUUCUCUCUUAUAUGCACAGAAGCAGCUCAUGAUGGACCACAUCAAGUCUAUGCAUGGAACGUUGAAAAGUAUCGAAGGGCCUCCCAACUUGGGAAUAAACUUGCCUUUGAGCAUUAAGCCUACAACCCAAAAUUCCGCUAACCAAAACAAGGAGGACACCCGAUCCCUGAACGGGAAAGAGAAGUUGGAAAAGAAAUCCCCAUCGCCCGUGAAAAAGUCACUGGAACCCAAGAAAGUGGCCAGUCCCGGGUGGACGUGUUGGGAGUGUGACCGGUUGUUCACGCAGAGAGACGUUUACAUUUCGCACGUGAGGAAGGAGCAUGGGAAGCAAAUGAAGAAACACCCGUGCCGCCAGUGCGACAAGUCCUUCAGCUCGUCCCACAGUCUCUGCCGCCACAACCGGAUCAAGCACAAAGGCAUCAGGAAAGUUUACACCUGCUCGCACUGUCCAGACUCCAGGCGUACCUUCACAAAACGGUUGAUGCUGGAGAAACAUAUACAGCUCAUGCACGGCAUUAAGGAUCUUGACUUGAAAGAAAUGACAGAAGCCACCAAUGAGGAGGAGACAGAAAUAAAAGAAGACACCAAGGCUCCCAGUCCCAAGCGGAAGCUGGAGGAGCCCGUGUUAGAGUUCCGCCCUCCCCGCGGGGCCAUCACGCAGCCCCUGAAGAAGCUGAAGAUCAACGUGUUCAAGGUGCACAAGUGCGCCGUGUGCGGCUUCACCACCGAGAACCUGCUGCAGUUCCACGAGCACAUCCCGCAGCACCGGUCGGACGGCUCCUCCCAGCAGUGCCGCGAGUGCGGCCUCUGCUACACGUCGCACGUGUCGCUGUCGCGGCACCUCUUCAUCGUCCACAAGCUGAAGGAGCCGCAGCCGGCGGCCAAGCAGAACGGGGCGGGCGAGGAGAGCCGGCCGGAGAGCCAGCCCGGGCCCGAGGACGCGCCGGCCGACGGCCCCGUGCCCGACCGAACGUGCAGAGUGUGCGCGAAGACGUUCGAGACGGAAGCUGCCUUAAACGCUCACAUGCGGACCCACGGCAUGGCCUUCAUCAAAUCCAAAAGAGUGAGCUCGGCCGAGAAAUAGCCGCCCCACCUGCGCCCGCCACACCGGUCCACAUGGGGAGCAGAGAGACGUUGUUGUCACGCCGCGGGAUCCCAGUUAACAGUGCCGUCCAGGCUGCUGCAAUAUCUCUCCCUCCUCCCCUUUGCCGCCGCCUGUCUGUCCUCCUCCCUUCCUCCCCGAUAAGUAUUAAAAACAGUAUUUGAGUUGAAAAGAGUUUGUAUAUAUUUAAACGAAUAACUUUUUAUACUCUUUGUUACAUGUUUGUAUCAGUAUUUAGUGGACAAUGUUUUGAAGAUUUUUGUUUGUUUCGUUCUUGGGUUGUCUUUUUUUUUUUUAAUAUAUAUAUAUAUAUAUAUUUGUUUUUUAUUUGGGUUAGUUUUUCUUUUUUGUACGGUUUCUUUAAAACAGAGUUCUUAGCAACAGGGGCAGUUCCUGAAUUCCAAUAAACCAUUUUGUACGUCACGGUUUUGAAUGGGUUAACUAAUUACAGGCCCCGACGGGCCUUUUUUAGUGUUUUUAAUUUUUAGAAUUCACUGCAUAAAUCGUAGGUGACUGUAGGUCUCAAAACACCAGGGACUUUUAAGUGUCUUAGCACUCAACGUGCCUGCUCCUAGGGCCGCGCUCGGCCGUGGCCUCUCCUCCCGCCCGGCGUGUCGGAAGCCGCCUUGCAGGGCGCUUCCCUCCCAGCGAGGGGGUGGCAGCGGGGGCCAGACAUCCAGGAAGGAAAGACCUGGAUGGAUUCCACCUCAGAGUGGGGAGGAAGGCUCUCCUAAAGGGGAAGAGCACGCGGGUAGCUUCCUGGGCCGAUUUGCAAGGCUGGCUUCUGAAAGAGCACAAGGAGCUGAAGUGGAGAAAGGGCUGGAGACUGUAAAAGUUACAAACACGUGUUAGACCAGUAGGUUUAUAUAGUCAACGUUUUUGUCGUGUAAUUUAUUAACUAUUAACGACACAACUACAAAUAUCAAGUAUUUCUCUGGCUCUUGACAGGAAAAGGAAAAAAAAAAAAAAAUCACAGUCGACUUAACCCUUUGCUGUCUAAAGAGUUGGCGUUUCCUGUUCUGGGUGCUAAAAAGGUCCCGGUACUUAGACUUGGGAUGCACAAUUUCCACCUUCCCGAUGCAGCAGCCGGCGUGUGGCCAUCGGCCGUUCCCUCCGCACUGAGCCACCUGAGUUGAGUUCAGCCAUUUCAAUAAGUACCUUUACUAUUGGGUAGUUCAGCUUUCUUAAUGCAGCCAAGGUACUCCUCUGUCCCUUCCAAAUGUUUAUAGUUCUCUGGGAGAGUUAUAUUUUUUUGGUUUUGUGUUUUCGUGUUUUCUUUUGCAUUUUAUAUCUUGUAUUUAUCCCUAAACAUGUUUUGUACUUUUUUUUUUUAAAAAGAAAAAUUAUUUUGUGUAUAUAGAGAUAUACUUGCAUGAUAUACUGUAGUCAAUGUUCGGUUCCUCGAGAGGUCUUGCUGCUGUCAGAUGUCACGCACUAACCGCACCCAUCCUAACUGUAUUAAACACAUUUCACGUAUGUAAAUAAACCUGGGACGUUUGGCCCUCAUGCUUUCGUGAGAGCGUUCUUGAUGGUGGGUCUCUGACAUCUUUGUGGAGUUUAGGGAGUGAUUCACUGCAGGGAUGGGCUAUGGGGGUAUUGCAGCAUUCUUGCCGCUAAUAAGGGCAGCAUAUUCAUUCUCAUUGGCAAUCAGCUAUUUUUGUCCCUUUUGUAUCGACUCCCAUCAGUAUGUGGGUAUACUCAAGGGUGUGGUUCAGUACUCCUCAACUUGAAACUCAUUGCUGUUACUUGUUAUGUUUAUACUUGUAUUGCUCUUAUGUUGUAUUCAUAGCACUUUCUGUUUGUUUCUGCAUUUGAACCUUGCAAUAAGCCUGUGUGGUGGGCUGCACAGGUCCUAAUAGCCUAGUUUUGCAGUCGAGGAAGCUGAGCUCAGAUUUAAGUUCUUGGCCUGAGCCCUCGUAGCUGGCAAGUGGCUUUGCAUAUUAGAACCCAGAUAUUCUUGCUCUAAAUCUAGUGCUCGCUCUCUCUGUUUAUGUACAUAUCGACAGAUACUCCUUUAUUCAACAAAUAAAAAGUAUUUGCAAAACA
Messenger RNA from Cervus elaphus (red deer), 6118 nucleotides. It is a transcript of the gene ZNF532, whose product is annotated as zinc finger protein 532. Lineage: Eukaryota; Metazoa; Chordata; Mammalia; Artiodactyla; Cervidae. The record is from RefSeq and is a predicted model, not a curated record. The coding region runs from base 152 to 4054 and encodes 1300 amino acids. The transcript is spliced from 10 exons.